AUGGACCCCAAGGCCACCGUCGCCGGGGCACCGAUCGAUGCACCACGAAGCUACGGAAAGCGAGUAGAGGGAGGGUUUACGCCGAAGCCGCUCCCCCGACCAAUCGGCAUGGCGCUGCCUCCUUUGCCGGGCGAGAACACUGGCCUUGAUAGCCGCUCACUGCAGCAGCGCAAAGAGGACUUUGUCAACUAUGAUAAGCAUCUAGCGAGACGCAAGGAGCUGACCGCCAAAAUAUCAAGACCGUAUUUCCGCGAUUGGGGCAACCUGCAAUACCACGAGGGCAAAUCCUUCAUCUCCCCGCCCCGUCUCUUCAAAGCCGAACUCUCUCUCUUCUUUCCCAACCUCUAUGGCCAAACGAUUCUCAAGAAAGACGUAAACCCUCGCGACACCACCCCACUCCUCUCCGGCAGAGCAUCUGUUGUAUCCAUCUUCAGCAGCCAGUGGGCAGAGCGACAAGCCGAAAGCUUUAUAUCAAAGGAAGCCAACCCGCAGCUUCACGAAGUGCUUGAGCGCAGUGGCAAUGAGGCACAGAUCGUCAGGAUCAAUUAUGAAGAUAACUCUGGCAAAGCUUUCCUUAUCAAACUAUUCAUGGGGUCGCUGCGCAAGAGGUUUCCGGAGAAGGACUGGGACAAGUACUUUCUCGUGCGAAGGGGCAUCACAGACGAGAUUCGCGAAUCAAUAGGCCUGCUCAAUAGCAAGGUUGGCUACACAUAUCUCGUCGACCACCACUGCAGGAUACGCUGGGCUGGCAGUGGAUCGAGCCAUCCAGACGAAUUGGAGGGUCUGAACAAAGGCCUGGUGAAGCUGGUUGAUGAUAUCAAGAAAGAAGCAUUGCUGCCUGCAGCAGCGAGAGAGAAAUUGCCCGGUAAACCGCAUCUGGAAAAAGGCAAGAGUGUGUUGUAG
This is a messenger RNA of Trichoderma asperellum CBS 433.97, 903 nucleotides long. RefSeq lists its product as uncharacterized. Gene Ontology annotation, cellular component: mitochondrial inner membrane. Gene Ontology annotation, biological process: mitochondrial proton-transporting ATP synthase complex assembly. The record is from RefSeq and is a predicted model, not a curated record. NCBI's taxonomy places the organism in Eukaryota, Fungi, Ascomycota, Sordariomycetes, Hypocreales, Hypocreaceae.